Messenger RNA from Nilaparvata lugens (brown planthopper), 5300 nucleotides. RefSeq names its product CDC42 small effector protein homolog (gene Spec2). Gene Ontology annotation, molecular function: small GTPase binding. NCBI's taxonomy places the organism in Eukaryota, Metazoa, Arthropoda, Insecta, Hemiptera, Delphacidae. The record is from RefSeq and is a predicted model, not a curated record. Gene Ontology annotation, cellular component: plasma membrane. Gene Ontology annotation, biological process: regulation of Rho protein signal transduction. The transcript is spliced from 7 exons. The coding region runs from base 689 to 967 and encodes 92 amino acids.
GUUGAGAGCAAGCACAACUAUUUUAGUAUUGGUACAAUAAUAUAUAAUAUAUUAUGCGAAUCAUCUAUUUCUAUUUGCUUUCUAUAAUCAUCUAUUUAUGUUGCUAAUUAAAUUGAUGGUUUUUGAAAAGUAAAUAGCAUGAGGUGUCAGAAAAUCAAAGUUGAAUCAAUGAUUUUGUACGUUGAGUGUUGGUAGCAUGAUAUCUCGUGUGAUUAGGUUGGCCAGAUUGAGUCAGUUUGUUGUUCUUUCGUUCUUUGUGUAUUGUGUUUUUGACAGUCUUGUUCUCUCAUCUUGGCGUGUAUGUACUAAAAUAGUGGUUUGUGAUGUGUAAAAUUGUUUAAUUUAUUGAUUAAUAAUUAGUAAAUAAUACUGUGUUAUUAAAAAAAGUGCUUAAUCCGUGAAGAAUCUUUCAAAAGAAUGAAUACCUGCUUAUUGGAUUAGAUAUUCUAGCAUCACUAAGAAGUGGCCUAAGGCUAUCGGUCCUGGAGCAGGCUUCUACUUAUAGAAACUAGAGGUAAGGAGGACGAAUAAAAUAGUUGAUCCAGAGUAAAUUGGUUGCAAAACGUUUCGACUCAGGUAAUAAUCCAGACUGAUCGGGCAUUGAAGCUAAACUAAGCUGUGGUUAACUGCUAGGCUGAGUUGACAAAGGUAGUCAAAUUGAUUGACAGCCUGCGGAUCGGUUGUGGAGAUGUCCGGUUAUCAGUCAGGAGGAGGAAACAUGGCAGCUGGUGAAGUGUGGCUACAAUGGUUCUCGUGCUGUAUAAACCAGCCAGCUCAGCAGCGAAAACGAGUGCAGAGACGGAGGAUUGACCGGUCGAUGAUUGGGGAGCCGACCAACUUCCAGCACACGGGGCACAUUGGCUCGGGCGACGUCGAGCUCGGCAACUCACGGCUUCGCGCCAUACAGAACCAGAUGCAGUCCAAGGGGGGCUACGAGACUGCAUUCUCCACCGUCAAGGCCUGUUGAACAAAUGACAGCGUUAUCAGUAUUGUAUUAUAUUGUAAUCCUUCCUUCUGAUGUUGCCUGUGAUGCUGUGGCUCAUCUACACAUUUGUAUGGAAAACCAGAUCGAUGAACAAAAGCAAAAGUGAACACUGUUAAACAACAUCGCUACAUCUAAUGAUGAAGGCAAUCACGAACAAUGUGUUUCAAAGUCAUCAAUCAAGAGCAGCAAUGUGCUACUUCAUCAAUCUCCACUAUUGAGAGAAGUUUAAACUGAUACAAUUUUAUUCCUAAAAUACGAGUACUUUAUAUCCUUAACUAUAGAUGAUUAAUCUUGAACAAAUUUUCGACUCAUACUUUAUUCAUCAUGUAUGUACUGCACAAAAUUUCCUUAUUUAAAUAAUAAAUCUUCAUCACUUGUUAUAAAAAUUCGCUAACGCCCAGAAUUCUGGUAUCAGGCCUAUCAAAUUGUCUUAAUGACUCACCUAUCAGAAAAGGUAAAUUUUAUUUAUUUAUUGAUUCAAUGAUACACACAAUAAUUCAUGAUAAUUUUUUAAAUUUUGAUUAACUUGAAAUCUUGAUCUCGAUUCCCUGAUGAUAUCUAAAUAAAAAAUAAUUGUUCAUAAAUAGCUGUCAGUUUGGAUUUUGUUGUUAGUAUAAAUCUCAGUUGCAUUGAGAGUAAGAAAGCCAAUCAACAUCACACUAAUUUUGUAAUUGGAAACCAAUUUUAAUGAGCUUACUUAUUCCACCAUGACAUUUGAUAGAAUUUAAUUUGUGUCUCAAAGUUUAUUAUCAAGUUGACUAUUCAACUCAUCUUUCAUUAGGAUAUUGUUUUAAUAUUUCCAAAAUAUUACUGAUUUUUCUAUAAAUCGUAAAUAUUAAAUGUAAAGUAAACGUAUCAUGUGUCAUACAACUUUAAUCUAUUUUUUCUCAUUCCAUGCUUAUUCGUUUAUAAAUAAAAUUUUUUUACAACUACAGUAGAAUCCAAUGCUCUAUUAUCAUUGUAAAUUCAACUGAAAGAUGCUUGAAAUGCAUCUGGGGAAUUAUAAGAUUAUUGAGGCUAUUAUAAUUUGCUGCAUGUUACUGAAAAAUACAAUUUCAUCCUACAGAGUAAUUUGAAAUUGAUAAAUUAUCAUUUUAAGAAAGGGUUUGAACUUUAUUGUUUCUUUAAAAAUGAAGGAUAUGUUUCAUUUUGACAUGGAACACAGCUAUUCCGAUUUCAAUUCACUAUUAAACGUAAAACAUGUUGAACAUCCAUCCAUACUCUUCAAUUGUUUAAAAGUGAUCCAUCCAUAAUUGAUAUUUAUUGCCAGAUUUCAAGAUUCUGAUUAUUAUUGGUUGAUUUCAGUUUGAAACUUUUUCUAUAACAUCUCUCACUCUUAAACAACAAUCCAAUGAUUUUUUGUUCCAUUUUUAUAAUAAAAAUAAUGUCUUAUGCGCGCACUACUGCGAUUUGCAUGACGGCGACGGUAGCGGGAGAACUUUUGAGCCGUGGUUAAAUUGUUUAAAUUGUCAUGAAAAUCACAGUGGUGUGCACAAGGCUUGAACCAUACAUUUGAUGGUUUAUUUCUUUGUAUUGCAUCAAUAUAAAUAUUGUGAUCUAAUAUUAUUGUUAUUGUAUUGUGUAAAUUAUGUUAUUUUUACUGUUGAGUGUAUGAUUAUUACUCUUAUCAAUAUUAUCCCAUGAUUGUAAAUAUUAAUUUUAUGAUUGAAUUAUUCCAAUGUAGUUGUUAAGUCUGUAUACUUUGAAAUACUCAAACUUAGUGAAUAGCUUCUGAUUUAAAUUAUAAUAGGCUACGUAUGAGUUUCAGAUCAGUGCGUACUUAAUUAAGAAUCAAUUUGCCGUUUGAUUUAUAUUUUUAUUUCCAUAUAAGUUGCUUUAAAAAUCUAUUGGUUACCUUCAUGAUGCAUUCAUUGGCAUUUUACUCUUGUUAAUAUUAUGUUUUCAAUAGUAUGCUAUAAUGUUUCUACUACUGUAUUAUAUUAAAUGUAUCCACUGUUAUGCACAUUUUGCAAGAAUAAGACACUCUUGUUGAAUUUAAACGCUCUCGGUAAUUGAUAAGUAGGAUUGCUUGAACAAAUCAAUAGACUGACUCGAUAAUAGUUCAAUUGUUGAAUGUUAGCAUUACUAUUUUCAUCGUGAAACAAAUUUUACUCCCAAAUAACUCACAUCCGUUACAUAAAAUCACUGUUUUUCUGUUCUUGUCUUCAGAAGUCUAAACUCAAGUUUUCUCACUCAUAAAAACUCAGCAUUUCUGCUAAGUAAGGGACAUGUCACACCAGGCCAGAACAGGACUCGUACGUCACAAUUUGACAAAAGAAUAUAGUGCGCAUAUAUAGAAUGUCCGGAUGCGUCUGAUGUAAUAUGGUCUCACCUACUUGAAUGCUAAAGCCUUCCCAUCCAGUCGGAGUGGUCAUCAAGCCCGUUCGUGUCCUGCUUGAUGUGACAUCACCCUGACUAACGAUAAGUUACCUUUUAUACAAUUUCAUCUUGAAUUUCAACAAUACUAUAUAUUAUAUGAAUAUGACUAAUAACUUAUUGACUGUUAUGUAUGCUGUAAUGAAUUCAUGGCUAAGAUUGUAUUACAUAUGUCUAAAGAACAAAUUUCUAAUAUAGCUAAAUUGAACUGUUAUUUCUGUGUAACUAAUAAUUAAUAAAAAUAUUUAAUGGGACAAAUUUCAAAAAGUGUAUAAGGUAUGUAAGACCAGAAAAAGCCGUCCACUCACUGAGCAUAGCAAGACGUAUUAUAUGUAAUACACAUGUUUACAUCUGAAGUAUCAGUGCUUGUGCUUCUUUUUCCUGCUCAGAUACUCUACACUAUUAAAUAGGCGCCAUACAACUUUAAGAAAGCAAUAGUGCAUUUAAUAAUAUCCGCUAGUUACAGUAGUUAUCUAGUUGUAUUAAAUUUAAAGUUAUCUGAGCUACUUUGGCAUUGUCUGCUUUUUAACGUCCACUCUAUUAUUUACUUACAUUAGUGGCUCAGAAGCUCUGUCUACCUCACUAUCUGUUUCCAUUCUUAGACUCUUAUGAUAAUGUAAAUUAUUCUAAAUCGUAUUAAAGCAUUCUAGUAUUGCAUUUACAAAUUAUCUCACAUAGCAGAGUGAUUGAGAAGUCUCGCAACCCAAAUAAUUGUAAACACUUUGAAUGUUUAGGUUGCACGGCCUUUCGACAACUCUGUAUAAGACUGUUUCAUUGACAUGCAUUGACUGUUGAUUCUUGUACGAGUUCUUGAGCAUAUUCGUGCCUUUUCAUUGACUCACACGAGAAAAUUUCGAAAUUUUUAUUUACGAGAUUUCUAUUUCUAAAUUCACCUUUGCUACUUUAUUCAGUUAUUCCUUGCUUCCCAUAAUAUAGCAUUAAUAUUUUUAAUGCUUCAUUAAAUCAAAACUUGAUCAGACUCCAUCAAUCGAUAUGUUCUUCUUACAAUUUUACAAAAAAAUGUGAUGAAUCUAAAGACUACAUUGCUCAUAUUGAUAAGUUUUUCUCCAAAUCAUCUUCAUGCGCCUUCCUACUUAUUGAAAUGACUGAUGUUUUUCUGUCCAUGAAAUAAUAUAAUCAAAUGAAGGUUAUUAAUUGAUUAAUAUAAAACUUCUGUACACAAAAAUGAUCAUGAUAAGACUGUUUUAAUCAUCUAAAUUUCAAUGCAGUAGAAAAUAAAAUAGUAGUAAAAAUUAUUGCUGUUCUAAAAUAUUAUUGUUAAUAUAAAGCUCUGUACCAAGGUAGAUAUAUUUAUAUUAUUAACUUGGUUCUGUACUAUGUAAUUAAAAUCAUCACAUGUAUUAUUAUUUAAGAUUAUUUCAAAAUUUUCAUUCUUUUGUUGAGUUGUGAAUGCGCAAAAUGUAUUUUAGUAAUUAUUUGUAUUAAUGUGAUUUUUAGAUGAAAAUGUUCAUUAGUUCCAAUAUAAUAUGGAAUAUAGAGAUUAUAUUUAAGCAUUGUCGAACCGUUCAUGUGAAGUGUGUAAAUUUUGUCUCAUUACUCUUAAAUUUAUUGAUAGUGAUGUAAGUUAUGUUAUUACUAAACUGAAUUGUACUGAAUGAAAAAAUUGAGAGUUGUCUUGAUUCGGCCUAUUUUCUUAUUAGGAAAUUAUUUUUGUUUUUAAUCGUUCUCAAGUGUGCUAGAAGUUUAACCGUUCAGUCAUAACAGAAGUGCUAUUACUUGGUGUUGAACAGUCGCAUUUUAAUACAAAUAUUUUUAAAAUUUAUUUUAAAUUAUUGUUUUUCUCAAAGUUAUUCUUUUUUUGCAAAAAGUGUUCAAAAAAAUCUAUCAUGUCACAUUUUUUUAUCAACAAAUUUUAGAAUUAUUUUUUAUUUUAUUUUAUAACUUUGUUAAGUGCCAAAUAAAUAUUGAGACAACAUAA